GGAUAUUGUGACGGUUUGAGAUACAUGUGAGAAAAAAAGAAAAAAAAAGAAAAAGAGAGAGAGAAAGAGCACUCUCUCAACGGUUUCUAACACCUAUUCUUACCACAAAUACAGAACAGGUACAAGAACAAGCCCUUUCUAGAGAGAGAAAGAGGAAGAAGAAGAAGAAGAAGGUUUUGUUUGGUCAGAAAGAAAAAAAAAAACAUGGACGGCAAAGUGGAUGAGGUUGUCUCUGUGGAGCUCCCAGCGCCUCCUGCUUGGAAAAAACUGUUUGUGCCGAAGAAGGCAGGAACGCCAAGGAAAACUGAGAUAUUAUUCAUUGCGCCUAGCGGGGAGGAGAUUACUGGCAGAAAACAAUUGGAGCAGUACCUGAAAUCACACCCUGGCAACCCUGCUAUAUCGGAAUUUGAUUGGAGUACCGGUGAGACCCCUCGAAGAUCGGCGAGGAUCAGCGAGAAGGCCAAGAUAACUCCACCCCCACUAGAGAGUGAGCCCCCCAAGAAGCGUCGGAGAUCAUCGAUAUCAAAGAAAGAGAAGAAAGAGGCGGAUGCUGCCCCCAAAGAAAAUGAUGGUGGGAAUAAAACAGAUGCAGGGGCAGCUGAAAAGAAAGAUGCAGGGGCUGCUGGAGAGAAGGAUACCUCCCAGGAAAAUUCAGCUGAAAAUGGUGGCAAUCCACAAGAGCAAAAGAAUGUUGCUAAGCCAGAAGAUGGGAAAGAUGUGGGCCAGAGUGAUGCUAAGGUAACCGACGGUGUUCAAGCGGAAGGAGAAGCUGCCAAUUCCAAGAGUCAGGAGAAAGAUGAUAAGCAAAAAGUUGAAGAAGUGGAAAAUGGAAAAGAAAAGUUGGCCGAGACUGAGACAGAGAAACCAAACGGUACCGGUGAGAAGAAAGAGGGUGAGACCACUGCUGUAACCGUGGAAGCAAAUGGAGGAGCAGGGAAAGAGAACCCUCCUUGUGGAGUGGAGCCUCCAUCGGAGGGAGAGAGCAAGGCGAAACAAGUGAGCGACAGGAAACCCGAUGUCCAGGCCGAGGAGAAAAAGGAUGAGGCAAUUAUUGAGAAUGGAAAAGUCGAGCACGUGGUGCGAGCUGAUGCUACGCUUCAUCCAUCACCUUCCCCUGUGAGCUGCUGAAUGCAAUGUGCUAGUUUGUACUCUCUCUCUCUAGACUCUGUCGAAGGUGAUUUUCGAAUUUGGGUAGCAUCAGGAUUCCAUGGAUGACUGUAAUUCUAAUGUUAUCGCUGUUAAUUAGUAAUUAACUGUAUGUUCGUCUAGUAAAAUAGCUGGUAGAUUUUUGUAUUUUUCGGUGUUGUGCAGGAACUAUGAUUGUAGACGGUGAAACUUCUUUUGUUGGGCAGUCUCUGGUCUUUUACCAUGUUGUAGAGUUAGGUUUUUAGCUUCUGCAAUGUUUGUAUUUUUAUGUUGUUACAUUGUUGAUGUUAGCGAUAUUUAAACUCUUA
Morus notabilis is the source of this 1454-nucleotide messenger RNA. Its product is annotated as methyl-CpG-binding domain-containing protein 11. The coding region runs from base 205 to 1128 and encodes 307 amino acids. The record is from RefSeq and is a predicted model, not a curated record. The transcript has 3 exons. Gene Ontology annotation, molecular function: DNA binding. Lineage: Eukaryota; Viridiplantae; Streptophyta; Magnoliopsida; Rosales; Moraceae.